Aureobasidium pullulans EXF-150 is the source of this 2570-nucleotide messenger RNA. RefSeq lists its product as uncharacterized. Gene Ontology annotation, cellular component: membrane. The coding region runs from base 468 to 2390 and encodes 640 amino acids. NCBI's taxonomy places the organism in Eukaryota, Fungi, Ascomycota, Dothideomycetes, Dothideales, Saccotheciaceae. The record is from RefSeq and is a predicted model, not a curated record. Gene Ontology annotation, molecular function: sucrose:proton symporter activity. The transcript is spliced from 3 exons.
GAGUACGGGUACGUCACUGUUGGCACAAAAAAAGGCCUGUCUGUGGUCGGACAAGGCACAUGCCACCUGCAUCAUCUUUACAUGACCCUAAAUAUCCCGUACCUCGACCAGGUGUUUAAUAGAAGCAGCAGUCCCCGAGCAAGCCAAAGUCGGCCAAAGUCUGUUCUUCGACCGCCAAAGCCGCUAGUCAACCCUCGCGCUAUCAUUCGACCCUCCCUACCAACGUGCUCACCUUCCCGCCCUCGUGAUCAACCGCCUACCUCUCGUACCCAUCCAUCAUGCUGCUUGCUGCUUCUGCUUCUACCUCUAUCUACUAGCCGUCUUUCCCUCGCGACCUCUCUGUCCACCGCGACCACCCGUCGACAAACAACCAGCCUUUGUUCAUCCGAAUCGCAUGUGAACAAACACCCCGCAAUCUGAUAAACAUCCAAACUCCAACUCCACCCUCUCACCGCCUCUGUCGACCCAUGUCGAGCAACAGACCCGACCUCCCCUCUCCUCGUCCGAGAGGCAUCCUCAAGAACGCCUCGUACAAUCGUGACUCUUACCAUGGCAGACCGAGUACAUCGCUGGACAUGCCGAAAGAGCAGGAAGACCAGGACGAAACUUCUCCCUUGAUAAGACCACAAUCCGAGCGCGUCGAGUCCCCGCUCACCCUGUCCACCAUACCGUCUCCCGAAGACUCCGAGAACUGGAACGAAGCAGACACGGAAGACACAAAGAGCAGCUGGUAUCUGGUUCUCUUGACUCUGUCCAUUGGAGGCCUCCAGAUUGCGUGGUCCGUUGAACUUUCAAACGGCUCCCCGUAUCUUCUCAGCUUGGGUAUCAGCAAGUCUCUGCUCGCCUUUGUCUGGAUCGCCGGUCCACUAUCCGGCACCUUGGUACAGCCUUACGUUGGCAUCAAGAGCGACAGAUGUCGUUCCAAGUGGGGAAAGAGGAGGCCCUUUAUCGUCGCGGGUGCUUUGGCAACCAUCAUCUCCCUCGUGCUGCUGGCAUGGACCAAGGAGAUUGUGCAAAACUUCUUUGCCCUCUUCCAAGUAGGCGCAGAGUCUCAGACGGUCCAUGUCGUUUCGAUCGUGUGGGCUGUAAGCUUCAUCUACAUUCUUGACUUCUCCAUCAACACCAUUCAAGCUGCUAUUCGUGCUUUCAUAGUAGACAAUGCACCCACCCACCAGCAAAACGACGCCAAUGCCUGGGCUUCUCGUAUGUCUGGCUUCGGCAACAUUCUCGGCUACCUCUCUGGUUACGUCAAUCUACCCAGAUAUCUCGGCUUCUUUGGAAACACCCAGUUCAAGGUUCUCUGCGUCAUUGCUGUUCUCGCCUUGACUAUCACGGUCGGCAUCUCGUGCCUCAGCAUUCAAGAAAGAGACCCUAGACUGGAGGGCAACCCACCACCGCAGAAAGGCGGCGUUCUGUCUUUCUUCGUCGAGCUCUACCGUUCCAUGAAGCGCCUGCCUCCCCAAGUCCGCAAAGUCUGCGCUGUCCAAUUCUUCGCCUGGAUCGGCUGGUUCCCCUUCCUGUUCUACAUCACUACCUACAUUGGCGAGAUCUACGUCGAGCCGUACUUUGUUGAGAAUCCGCACAUGUCACCAAGCGAAAUCGAUGCCACCUGGGAGCGCGCAACUCGUAUUGGUACUUUCGCCCUCUUGAUCUUCGCCUUCACGAACUUGGCUGCAGCUGUCGUCCUACCGUUGUUGAUAGCUCCUGGCUUUGAGCCACCCUCACCCCAGCCCCAUACGCCGCUCACCCCUCACGCGUACACUCCGACUACCCCCCGCUCAAUGACCGGCAGCGACUACUUUGCCUACACUCCUCAACACUCUACAAGUAAACUCAACCUUUCCGAGCCCAGCCGCUGGGAGCGCAUCAAGAGCCGUAUGCCAUCCGUACAGAUGAGCGCUUUCACGCUGCGACGCGCCUGGAUCCUCUCACAUCUGUUAUUUGCAGCUGCUACCUUCUUGACCUUCUUCGUCCACGACACUACCACUGCUACUAUCCUUGUCGCUUUCAUCGGCAUUCCCUGGGCACUGAGCAAUUGGGCUCCGUUCGCACUCAUUGCUGCUGAGAUCUCGAAGCGUGAAGCCAUUCGCCGUAACCAGAUUCCUGCCCCUGCUACCGCCGAGGGACAGGCUUUGGCCAAUGGUGACGACCCUGCACAAGGAGCCGAUCAAGCCGGAGUCAUCCUUGGUAUUCACAACGUCGCCAUUGCUGCUCCUCAAGUCAUCGCGACUCUGGUCUCGAGUGCUAUAUUCAAGGCUCUUCAAAAGCCUCGGGGUACGCCUGGCGAUGAUAGCGUGGCUUGGGUGUUGAGAUUUGGCGGCCUUGCUGCGCUUGUCGCUGCCUAUCUGACCACACGUAUUACAGAAGAAGGCGAGGAGGAGGAGCUGUAGAGCUGCACACACAAUGAUUCCAUGCUGGUUUCUGGAGUUGGAGGGUUGUUUCUCGAGAUACCUUUUCUUUACCUUUCAUUUCUCGUCUGACCUAGUUACUAUCACACGUUUCUUUUCAAUCCGGAUUGAUGAUUACAUAACACAUGAAAAUGAUGGAAUGAUACCUGAACAUGCAAAAUG